This is a messenger RNA of Lachancea meyersii CBS 8951, 1944 nucleotides long. NCBI's taxonomy places the organism in Eukaryota, Fungi, Ascomycota, Saccharomycetes, Saccharomycetales, Saccharomycetaceae. The record is from the annotation of a GenBank genome assembly.
AUGUUCGCGGCGAGAUUUGAUCCGUCGCAAGUGCAGACGACUUCCGAGCCAGUCAAAAACUUUAAACUCGCCUCGAAACCGGUAAUACCGUUGAAAAGAGGCAAAGAACCGGACCAUGAGAGUGGAAGUGAAAGUGAAGGUGAAGGUGGAAGCGGAAGUGAGGUCGAAGAUGUCGAAAGAGACGAGGAGAAGCAAACAGCUCAAGUGGAUUCGACACAGGCUCCUAUGGACGUAGAUUCCCAGGAUGCUGAUCCUCGAGGCGAAAAUGAUAUCGAUGCCUACAGCAGUCGAAACGCAAGUGUAGACUCACCUGGGAAGGCUCCACUCAGCGACAAACAUUCUGGGCUUCUAUCCCGUUUUCAAAAAACUCUGUCUAUCCAGCAGAACUUGAAACCAUCCGAAUUGGUCAACUCCGAGGACGAGACCAUGGAAAGCUCAGAACAGCAUGACCUGGUACCCAUACCUCAGCCAGCGGUCGUGAAAAGCACACAACUAACGGUAGAAGCAGCUAGUGCUGUGAGCAAAUCUGCAGCGUGGCUUCAUACGCAGAAAGUUCAAUAUAACAAUUCGAUGAUCAAGCCUUUCGCUAGUUACAAAACAGAGCUCAGCGAGAAAUUGUUGGCUAACAUCACAGCUAAAUUCUCACAGAACACUUUCCCCAUUCAGACUAUUCUGCUGGACACGGUACUGCCGAAAUUGAGAUUUGCACAAUCCGUGAGCAAAAGGCACUACCCACGCCGGGUAGGAGACAUCUUGGUCAAUGCAUCCACAGGUUCUGGUAAAACCCUCGCCUAUUCGAUUCCUGUUGUUCAAUCUCUGUCGAAGCGUACUGUCAACAGGCUGCGAUGCUUGAUCGUCGUUCCUACCAAGAUUUUGAUCCAUCAGGUGUUCGAAACCAUGACGAAGCUUUCACAAGGCACAAGCUUGGUCACCGGUAUCUCCAAGUUAGAAAACUCCCUGAGGGAUGAGCACAAGAAGUUCCAGAAUCAAGAACCUGACAUUCUCAUCAUAACGCCGGGCCGUUUAGUUGACCAUCUACAACUGAACUCUUUUGACUUGAAAAACCUGAAGUUUUUGAUUCUGGAUGAAGCAGACCGCUUGCUCAACCAGUCCUUUCAAAACUGGUGUUCCGUUAUUAUGAACAUGUUGAAGGCCGAUAAAAAUGAGGCAGCUCCCGUAAGCGUCAUUAAGAUGGUUUUUAGUGCGACGCUGACCACUAACACUGAGAAAUUGCAUAACUUGGAGCUCAACAGACCUACCUUAUUCAUGAUGGACUCAGUGAAGCUCUAUCAUUUGCCGAAGCAUCUACAGGAAUACAACGUUCAGAUACCCACAGCCAAAAGCUUUGCAAAGCCAUUAUUCAUGCUGCAACUUAUCACUGCACAUUCAGAGGCUAAUUUACGUAUCUUGAUCUUUGUGAGAAGUAAUGAGGCGUCUUUGAGACUAGCCACGCUUCUACAGCUUAUGGUCUCUAAAAAGGCUUUGGGAAGCAAAAAUGACUUCCAGGUCACGUCUAUCAAUUCCAACAACACUAAAAGUCUAAACAACAAGCUGAUCAAACACUUUGCUGCCACUGAGCCGGGCAAAAAGGGACUCAAAGUCCUUGUCGCGACCGACUUGAUGUCGAGAGGUAUUGAUAUUGACAAUGUCACGCACGUCAUAAACUAUGAUUUGCCAGUAUCUUCUCAACAGUAUGUGCACCGCUGUGGUAGAACCGCAAGAGCUCAGGCUCAUGGUGUAGCUUUCAACUUGCUUGUUGGAAAGGGAGAACAGAAGUUUUGGUCUGAUCACAUCGACAGCGACCUCAGUAGAGAUGUUGACGGUUGUCAUGUGAAAUCGUACGACGAAGUCGAUACUUUGAAGGAUAUUCUGGUCAUCAGCGAAGAAGUCGAAGAAGAGUAUCGCGAGUCUCUAGCGGAAUUAAAGAGUGCUAGCGAUAGUUAA